CAGACAUCGGCUAAGUGCCACUCACUCACAUUGCCACACUUGCAAACACGUUAGUGUUAUUUGUAGCGGUGGGAAGCUGUCAUGGAGCUCAUCAAGGAUGGAUGGUUUACGGAAUCAUGCACACUAUGGCCGGGGCAAGCGAUGAGCCUCCAGGUGGAAGAGGUCCUCUACAACAAGAAAUCCAAAUUUCAAGAUGUUAUGGUUUUCAAGAGUAAGACCUAUGGGAAUGUGCUGGUGCUGGAUGGAGUGAUCCAGUGCACAGAGAGAGAUGAGUUUGCCUAUCAAGAGAUGAUCGCCAACCUCCCACUGCUCAGCCACCCCAACCCCAAAAAGGUGCUGAUUAUUGGCGGCGGAGAUGGCGGUGUGCUGAGGGAAGUGGUGAAGAAUCCCCUGGUGGAGUCGGUGGUCCUGUGUGAGAUAGAUGAGGAUGUCAUUAAUGCAUCAAAGAAGUACCUCCCAGGGAUGGCCAAAGGGUUUUACAGUCCUAAACUCAUCCUCCAUAUCGGAGAUGGUUUUGAAUUCAUGAAGAAAAACCAGGAUGCCUUUGACAUCAUUAUAACCGAUUCCUCAGACCCCGUUGGACCUGCCGAGAGUUUGUUCAAGGAGUCUUACUAUCAGCUGAUGAAGGCAGCAUUGAGGAACGGUGGAAUUCUUUGUUCCCAGGGCGAGUGUCAGUGGCUCCAUUUGGAGCUGAUAAAGGAGAUGCGAACCUUCUGCAAGACCCUAUUCCCUGUGGUGGACUAUGCCUACAGCACCAUCCCAACUUAUCCCAGUGGCCAAAUUGGAUUCAUGCUCUGCAGUAAAAACCCUGAAACAAAUUUCAUGGAGCCAAUGAGAACACUGUCAAAGGAAGACAUGGAAAGUAUGAACCUUAAAUAUUACAACCCUGAAAUUCACAGAGCAUCAUUCGUCCUGCCUGAGUUUGCAAAAAAGGUACUCAGCGAAGCAUGACCAGCAACAACAGACCAGCAUGUUCAUCCUCUGCCUGGCCCUCAGAUCGCAGAUAAAAAACCUUGUUCUACAGUUUCUUCACCUCCUCAACACAGUUUAGCACCACUGAAGAGAGGAGCCUCCUAAAGAUUUUAUGGGUGGGGGUACCUAAUGAUCAGUGGGUGGGAACUUGCUGAGUUUUACAGUAAAAGUGUUAGUUUGUUCCAAGUUCCUUCCAGUCUUACACACUCUUGGUGUUUAUUUAUUUUACUGAUGUAUUUGAUUUUUCAUUUUUACUGUAAUCGUCUUAUCAGAAUUUUGUGCAGGAACUUAGUGGUCUGGGCUGAGUGGGGAGGACACUGUCGUCAAAUCGGACCUCACUCUGAUACUGUGUACUGUCUAUCGGAUUCACUGCAUCUACAUGUCAUGUAAUACAUUGCAUACCGCAUAGAGUAUGUACGUGUAAUGUAUUGCUGUACUUUUAUUUGUAAUGUUUAAUAUCAGUUUGUACUCAUAGGAAAAACAAACGCCAUGUAUCAUGACUGUAAAUUCAGAAUAUUAAUGUGUCCUCUACACAUGAACCCUAUAGUGCCUGAAAUCAUUUGUUUGUUGUUUAAAAAAAGAAGACUUGUUCUGUAUCUAUCGAAGUGUACCAGGCACAUAGUGGCCUAGAAAAAUACUCAAGUGUUAAUAGUUCCGAAAAUUGUCCCUUUAAAAUAUCACCAACUUCAGAUGAAUUAAAUUUGCUCAGCUUUGAUCAUCAAUUUGUGAAGAAAUCUUUAAUAUUACGGUGUUGAAAUGCAAAUUAAGCAAAAAUUAAAUACAAUAUGCCACUGAA
Plectropomus leopardus (leopard coralgrouper) is the source of this 1768-nucleotide messenger RNA. RefSeq names its product spermidine synthase (gene srm). Lineage: Eukaryota; Metazoa; Chordata; Actinopteri; Perciformes; Serranidae. Gene Ontology annotation, biological process: spermidine biosynthetic process. Gene Ontology annotation, cellular component: cytosol. Gene Ontology annotation, molecular function: spermidine synthase activity. The record is from RefSeq and is a predicted model, not a curated record.